Molecule: messenger RNA, 2172 nt
Organism: Giardia duodenalis
Lineage: Eukaryota; Fornicata; Diplomonadida; Hexamitidae
Product: Ankyrin repeat protein 1
Exons: 1
Coding region: 1-2172 (723 amino acids)
Molecular function (GO): protein binding
Source: RefSeq, a predicted model, not a curated record
AUGUCAAUACUGAAGACUAAGGCAGAGUGGUUUGCAGCAGUCCGUGCACAGGAUGCAGAUUCCAUUCUUCGCUCUGUACAUAAACAUCUCGGUGCUCGGAACAACCUUGGAGAUACUGCCCUUAUCACCGCUGUCAGGGCUCGCGAUGUGCAGAUAGCCUCCCUUCUCCUUCCAUUUGAGCACUCUCUCCUAGAUUCUAGAGGGUAUCCUGCCUUGGGUAUAGCUAUUGAGCUAGACGCUCCAGAACUGGUCUGUUUGCUGGCGCCCCUAGAGGAGAAUACCCCCGUACCCGGGUACGGGUCUCCUCUGGCCCUGGCCGCUGCAUGCGGUGCCUUCCGAUCUCUCAGGAUUUUGUCCACAUUUCUGUGUGACUCGUCGACAGGCGAACAUGAGACUGCUCUCAACCAGGCUGUGCGUGCUCGGCAUUACUCGAUGAUAGAAACGUUGCUGGAGACCCAGGCUUACGCUCAGAAGGACCUUUUAGAUGCCCUGGACCUCUGUGUUGAUGGCUCUCGAUCUUCUGUUGCCAUUCAGCAGAUGCUGCAAUUAGCACUCAAGUUUAUUUCCUCUGGGAGCACACUUACUCUCCGAGCUGCUUUACAAACCAUCCAAUCAAUUACCGAAGAAAAUACAUUUCUAACAGAAUCAUUAAUAAAGAUGUUCGCAGCGCUUCGGCCGAUUUACUCUAUGGUAGCUAGCAACCGAGACGCUUUAUUGGAAGAGAAGAGCACGGUCUCAAUUCUUCUACAGACCCACACAGUCAUGGAGCAGAGUGAGCAGGUUCAAGAGUCUAUUCCACAGUUUAUGCACAGCAAGAAGGGCGCACAGAAGUCAAUUGCAGAUGUCGUUGAGACACUAGCUGACAAUGUAGCUAGCACACCACUGUCGUCAGCAUCGAUAAUCUCUAAAGAGGUAGCGUCUAACUAUCUAGAAACAGAUGAUGGGAAGAAGCUCGCCACGGAAGUCAGAAAUAUCUAUUCGUUGAUGGCAGCACAAAAGGAUACCCUUCAGGUUGUUCAGAGUAGAUUUGCUUCUCUUAUUUCAGCAGUAGCUGAGUUUCCUGGAUGCUCCUUGCCACCAUGCACUGAAAAUGGUUCUCUUACCCCCCUUAUGCAAGCAAUUAUCGAUAACAAUAUGAACGCAGUUUUGGACACCCUCCUCCCUUAUGCUGGCAGAAGGACUGAUACAGGUGAAACAGCACUUAUGCUUGCAGCGCAGCAUGGCAACGUGGCCGCCGUGAAGCUUCUCAGCACUAUAGAGUACGGGAUGCAGGACAAUCAAGGGAAAACAGCACUACGACACGCGCUGGAAACAAAUAACUAUGAUUCUGCGUCUGUCUUGAUAGAAGUUGAUCAAAAAAGAUACACAGACACGUUAAGAGAGUCUGGCUGGAGGUGCGUUGAUGGAACAACAUGUCUUUUUGUAGCACUGAAGAACAAGUGCUCCUUUUCAUACAAAUAUCUUAUUUCUAAGGAAGGAAACCUAUCUAUCGGCACUUUGGUAACCGAGGAAUUUGGAAAAAUUGAGGUGGCUUCGCCACUAAUGCUCGCAGUUCAAAAGUGCAGGACUGACGCGAUAAUUUUGCUUUCUCCGCUGGCUGCAGGGUAUGUAGAACCAACUAACAAACGAUCUACACUAAUGCUCGCCGCAUGCUCUGGAAAUUCUACUGCAGUACGGAUUCUUGCCCAGUAUGAAGCAGGGCUGCAAGACUGUCAAGGGUACACUGCACUAAUGUAUGCGGCAGAACGUAAUUACGUGGAUAUAGUGGAGCUCUUACUGCCUCAUGAAUCAAAACUGAUUACUAAUGCCUCUUCAAGAUGGGGUAGCGGUCACACAGCGCUUAUGAUAGCUGCGUACAAUGGUUGUGUUGAGACAGUUGCACAGUUAAUUCCGCACGAGGCCGGAAUGGUGCAAGCAGCCCCAGAUAUAAAGCAACAAUACGCUGGGUGGUCAGCACUGGUUUGGGCAGCGUCGUCCCCCGAAGCAUCUUUAGCCUGCAUAGAAAUCCUUGCUGAGAAGGAGUCACAGCAUGCACAAAAGGCUCUUGAUGAGGUCCCUCACUGGAGAGAUGAUAGAUUAACGAUAAAGCAGCUUCUCGCCCCAUACCUCGGCUAUGAACAAAGAGCUCUGUCGCAAAGAUCACAGCGCAGAUCGCGGAGAAGUGUUCACUAG